AUGGAUCGCACGAGUAAGCUUCUCUUCCAACGCCUCAAGACUCCAAAUGGCCACACUUAUGAACAACCACUUGGACUGUUCAUCAACAAUGAAAUCGUCGCAUCGUCUUCUGGUCGCCAAAUUACGGCUAUUGACCCAGCGUGCGUAUAUAUCACCAAAGGGAGGAAUAAAAAAAUUAAUUUCAGAAUCAGAACGGAGGAAACGAUCGCCAGCGUCCAAGCUGCUGGGGCUGAAGAUGUAGAUAAAGCUGUGCAGUCUGCCAAAAGGGCUUUGCAACAUCCGUCAUGGAAACUAUUACCAGGCACAGAGCGAGGCAAGUUGAUGUCUAAGCUGGCAGAUCUCAUCGAGGAGAAUCAAGAACUCCUGGCGUCAAUUGAUGCUUGGAAUAACGGUCAGUUCGAUAUUACCACCAUAAUCACGUUUUCCAAGUCUUGAUUUACUGACUCGGUAUAGGCAUGCCUUACUCGGCGGCACUAGCAGAGGAUAUACCCGAUGCCAGCAAUACCAUCCGUUAUUUUUCUGGUUGGGCUGAUAAGAUAUUUGGUCAAACAAUAAGUACGACACCGGGGCAGAAAUUUGCCUAUACGAUCCGUCAACCGAUUGGUGUCGUUGCUCAAGUCAUCCCAUGGAACUAUCCCUUGCUCAUGGCCUCUUGGAAACUUGCUCCAGCGCUGGCUUGUGGUAAUACUGUUGUUUUGAAGGCUGCCGAGCAGACGCCUUUGAGCAUUCUAGUGUUGGCGCAACUCGUUAAAAAGGCUGGUUUCCCUCCAGGUGUGGUGAACUUCAUUAACGGCUUCGGACCAGAAGCUGGUUCAGCUCUAGUGCAGCACCCUUUGGUGGAUAAAGUUGCCUUCACCGGGUCUACAGCGACAGCUCAAUCGAUUAUGUCCCUGGCAUCGCGCACCCUGAAAAACAUCACCCUCGAGACCGGAGGCAAAUCACCUCUUUUAGUGUUUGCCGAUGCCAACCUUGAGCAAGCGGUGAGAUGGGCACAUCUUGGAAUUAUGUCCAACUCCGGACAGGUUUGCACUGCAACGAGCCGAAUCCUGAUUCAAAGGGAGAUUUACAAGUCUUUCGUGCCUAAAUUCCGCGAAACGAUUGAUACAAGAUCUGUCAUCGGGGACCAAUGGCAGGAAUCCGCAUAUCAAGGGCCACAGGUAUCGAAAGUACAAUUCGAACGAGUGUUAUCAUACAUACAGAUUGGUAAGGAAGAAGGGGCGACGUUACUUAUAGGUGGUCAGCCAUGUCCGAUCCACGGCAAAGGGUACUACAUCCAGCCAACCGUUUUCACUGACGUCCAAGACUCUAUGAGAAUCUACCGGGAAGAAAUUUUCGGACCAUUUGCCGUCCUCUCCAUCUUUGACGACGAAUCCGAGGCUAUCUCAAGGGCAAAUAACACCACAUACGGGCUCGGGGCCAGUGUUUUCACUAACGACCUUCAAAGAGCACACCGUAUCGCAGAGGAGAUUGAAGCCGGUAUGGUUUGGAUUAACAGCAGCCAGGAUUGUGACUUCCGGGUUCCAUUUGGAGGAGUCAAGCAGAGCGGUAUUGGACGAGAACUGGGGGAGGCAGGCUUGGAAGCGUACAGUCAAGUGAAAGCUAUUCAUGUCAACAUGGGGAGCAUGAUAUGA
Hymenoscyphus albidus is the source of this 1631-nucleotide messenger RNA. Lineage: Eukaryota; Fungi; Ascomycota; Leotiomycetes; Helotiales; Helotiaceae. The record is from the annotation of a GenBank genome assembly.